Molecule: messenger RNA, 3676 nt
Organism: Pungitius pungitius (ninespine stickleback)
Lineage: Eukaryota; Metazoa; Chordata; Actinopteri; Perciformes; Gasterosteidae
Gene: ednraa
Product: endothelin receptor type Aa
Exons: 8
Coding region: 277-1599 (440 amino acids)
Biological process (GO): developmental pigmentation; enteric nervous system development; vasoconstriction
Cellular component (GO): plasma membrane
Molecular function (GO): endothelin receptor activity
Source: RefSeq, a predicted model, not a curated record
ACACACACACACACACUGCUAACUCUCCACAGGAAACUCUGAACCAUAAUGCGAAGGCACCUCAGAGCAGACGGGUGUGCGCUGCUCAAACCAAGUGGGAUACGCUGCGGCUUUGAUAGUGCGUUAAUUACUCAUGUGAUGUGAUACAGAUAUCUGGGGGCUUCAGCCGAAAGUUUGCCUGACGGUUUUCAAGGGGGCCAGGCAGACAUUUUAGAAGCGAGACCCGUCGGUACCGUCUCUGAAUCAGCGAAAUCAAAGCGCUCAACGUGUUCCAUAAUGGGCAACCCAGCUGUGCAUGUGUUGGUGCUAAUGGCCUGCAUGGCAGCCAGAGGAAUGUGCCAGAUAAACAGAGCCGAAGCAGGCGAGGAUUCCCUCCCAGGCUCUCUCGUCCACUCCACCCUGCAGCCCACGGCUUUCUACAGCACCGCCGGUGCCGGCCCGGGGGCCCCGGAGGCGGAGCCGCGGGCUGCCGGGGGGUGGCGAAACGACAGCGUCGUGAGGAGGCCGAUGCGACCCCCGUCGUGCCUUGUGCCCACCUCGAUCAACGGCUAUUUCAAGUACAUCAACACCAUGAUUUCCGUCGUGGUGUUCGUGGUGGGCCUGGUCGGCAACGCCACCCUGCUGAGGAUUAUAUACCACAACAAGUGCAUGAGGAACGGGCCAAACGCCCUCAUCGCCAGCCUGGCCUUGGGGGACCUCCUCUACAUAAUCACGGGGAUACCCAUCAAUGUGUACAAGCUCCUGGCGUCACGCUGGCCUUUCGACGCCAGCAUGUUCGGCCUGUUUCUGUGCAAGAUGGUGCCCUUCCUGCAGAAAGCGUCCGUGGGCAUCACGGUUCUCAACCUGUGUGCCCUCAGCGUGGACAGGUACAGGGCCGUGGCGUCCUGGAGCCGAGUGCAGGGGGUGGGCAUCCCUCUGUUCACGCUCAUGGAGAUCGUGUCCAUCUGGUUGCUGUCCCUCUUCCUGGCCGUGCCGGAGGCCAUCGGUUUCGACAUCAUCACCUUCAACCACAGGAACGAAACCAUGCGCACCUGCAUGCUUAACCCCCACGGCGGCUUCAUGCUGUUCUACAAGGACGCCAAAGACUGGUGGUUGUUCGGCUUCUACUUUUGUGUCCCGCUCACCUGCACCGCUGUGUUCUACACCCUGAUGACCUGCGAGAUGCUCAACCGCAGGAACGGCAGCCUACGGAUCGCCCUCAGUGAGCACCUCAAACAGAGGAGGGAGGUGGCCAGGGCCGUUUUCUGUCUCGUCCUCAUCUUUGCCCUCUGCUGGUUCCCGAUGCACCUCAGCAGGAUCCUUAAGGCGAUGGUGUACAAUCAGAAUGAUAACAAGCGCUGUGACCUGUUCAAUUUCCUGUUGGUCCUGGAUUACCUGAGUAUCAACCUUGUAACAAUCAACUCCUGCAUAAACCCCAUUAUCCUCUACUUCGUCAGCAAAAAGUUUAAGAACUGCUUCAAGUCGUGUUUGUGCUGCUGGUGUUAUUCCGACAACCAGCUGAGCAGCAUCGGACCCAUGAACGGUACAAGCAUCCAGUGUAAAAGCCCCGAGCCUAACAACGUCCACGCUGAUCGCAGCAUCAGGAAAGACAGCGACUGAUCGCCCCCAACUCAUCUCAUCUCUUUUUUCAAGCACUUCCAUAUAUCCAGCAGCUUUUUUUUAAUUCUUUUUUUUUUUUUACAUACAACAAAUGCACACCCUAGAAAGAGUAUAGGUCACAAAGUAGCCCAACCUUCGGACCACUAAAGCAACAAAUGAGCCUGGCAGGGAUGCAGUAGGAGCUGGAGAUAAAAGGAAACUAAUGACGGAUUCGAUUUGGCGCACAAUGCUCUGAAGCCUCUCUGGUGGGGGGGGGGGGGGGGGGAGGAAAACUUCCUAUGACAAACCCCCUGUAUUCCCACACCCACGGACAGUGACGCCGUAGCGUGAGAGAAGGAGGGGGAGAAGCAGAGCGAGGACUCUUUGCAGGAUGCAGCUGAACGGUGACUAAAAACGACUCUCCAUCAAAAGGCGAAGCGCUCUGUUCCUGUAAAGGGCAGCACCACCGGGAAGGAUGCACAAAGCUGCAGGAAGGGAAAAAGGCCACUGCGCGCUGUCACGGGGAAUGACGGGAACACGAGGUUGCGCUGUCCCCACGAGCUCGCUACUCAUUGACGGGUGGGGGGGGGGGAACAGGAAGGCAUGUUACACGACUAGAACAGAAAUGAACCUUCCAUCGAACAUGCAAGCAGUUGCGAAGCCUCUCAUCUCACUCACUCACACUCAUUAUUCAUGGAGCUACUUUGUGGUAUAAUUAGAAGAGAGUUUUGAAGUUCAUUCGCUUUGCCGCUACGUGAGAAAGAAAAAAAACGUCUCUGACAAAUCAGGAAAAAAGGGAAACUUAAUCUUUGGAGAAAGAUGCAUCCUUUUUAAAAAACAGACAUACACUAUUUCUGUUUAGAGAAACAUUGAUUCACAGACAUUUUAACUGUGAGUUAAUCCAAAAAUAAAACAUUUCCGCACCGAAUAAUUUCUGGUGUCAGAAUUAGCCAAAAUUACCGUCAAGCCGAGUAGAGGGUUGCAGGUUUUUGAAGCGGACAAGGUGCCACUCUGUACUUUGAAGGAACAUGCCAAGAAAUUGAUGAAUACGAGGCAAUGCGUUGUGACAGGUUUGAUAUCAGUGUGGAUCAAAUGGACAGGAAUCAGACAGGAAUGGGUGGGAAUUUGCUUUUCUCCACACACUGUGAAAUUUUAACAAAUAUACUCAACAAUACUUGUGACUUUUAUGCCUGUAUAACCAACGGAAUAUAUAUGUGUGUAUAUAUAUAUAUGUAUAUGUAUAGUGUCCACUUUUAUAAAGUGUUAUGUUGAAGUAAUAAAAAGUAUUUUACGCAGACAACAUUACCUGUGUAAUAACAUAGGACAAUUAUUAAAGGCUGUAGAGUUUUUAAGGGUGGUGGAAGACGUUCCAAAUAUUAAAGGCCACACAGCCACAGGAUUUGCUUUGUUUAGCGUGUCUACGGGAGAAAAGGGAAACUGUACUGUUAUUAGAAUUUGUGUUUUUUUUACAUCUUCUUCUGGUUCCAAAGUUAGCUUCCCACGUGGAAGACAAGUCACAGCAGAAGCUUUGCUCGGAGCGCCGGUUGGCGUCGUCAUGACGACAUACCGCACCGAGAGCUGGCCCGCUGCAUUCCUUCAGACGGAAACGAGGGUGAAACAAAACCAUUUGGUCAAGCGCGUCGCGCACGUCACGCGGCACCUGGCUUCUAUUGAAAAUGACUCGUAGCCUGAUGCUGUGUCGCUCGUAAAGGGGACUCGAGCAUAACUCCAGCCGAGGAAGUGAGAAAGGUCACACUAUUGUUUUCAUGUCCAAAUCAUAUUCCACUACCACAAACUUUACUGCCUUAUACUAUUUGAUAUGCAAAUAUAUGUAAACGUGUGUGUGUGUGUGUGUGUGUGAGGUGGCAUGAGUGUGUGUGUUAAUGCGAGUGCUGUGUGUACAAGUACUUGCACUUCUUUAGCUGGAGUAUUUUGCACAUGUGUACAAUAGUAGAGGGCAUGACUGUAUGCUACUUUCUUUUUUGUUUUACCACUUUCCUUUGGAGCAAUUCAUUGUAAUCUUUAGAAAAAGGAAUUCAUACGACGUUUGUUGUCAUUCAUGCUGCUGCUUGAACCAAUAAAUCCAUUUCCAUCCCCA